AGACCCCUUCGGCUACUUAAACACUUCAUGGAAUUUCGCCAACAAAACAGAAGGAUUCAUAUGUAAAUUUACUGGGAUCGAUUGUUGGCACCCCGACGAGAGUAAGGUCCUAAACAUCCGCCUCUCAGACAUGGGACUCAAAGGCCAGUUCCCCAAGGGUAUUGAGAACUGCACUAGCUUGACAGGUUUAGAUCUUUCCAGCAACAAUCUCUCUGGACCCGUUCCAUUGGAUAUCUCUAAAAGGCUCCCUUUUGUAACCACCCUUGAUCUCUCCUCAAACGAUUUCAGUGGUCCGAUCCCAGCAAGUCUUGCGAACUGUUCCUAUUUGGCCUCAGUUAAACUCGACAACAACCAAUUAACAGGGAGUAUCCCGAUUGAAUUCAGUGGGCUCAAUCGGCUCAAGACAUUUAGUGUCUCCAACAAUCGCUUAUCCGGACGUAUCCCUCACUUUUCUAGCGCCAAUGCUACUAUUUCAGCAGAUAACUUUGCGAAUAAUCUGGGACUCUGUGGACCUCCUUUGGAUAAUGAAUGCAUUGGAGCUCCUAAGAAAUCACAUGGUGCAGUUAUCAUCGGAUCGGCAGUUGCUGGAGUGGUUGUUACACUUUUAGUCGUUUCUGUUGUCGUCUUCUUGUUGCUUAAACUACCAAUAAUCAGCGGUAGUAAACAAGACAUCAAGAGAAACAGAUGGGCAAAGGCCCCUCUAAAGAUGUUGUCAUUUCUCAUUUUUCUUUUGUCUGGUAUUAUUUUCGCAAGUUUGGAAGCUAGGAAGAAGUUUGGUCCUACCUUCAUGAGCGGAUAUAUGGUUGGCUGGGGAAUGAGCAUGCCUCCAUCUAUAGCUUUUCUUUCCAUUUAUUCUCGCUGGAUGUCUAAGAGGAAGCAACAACAUCAGAAAAACAAGCAACAAAAUAUAACGGGUGGAACCAUGAACAUCACCAAGACCUCUCUGUCGGAGGAAGUAGUCACCGAAAUUAGUCUUGGCGAACUCAUGAAGCUCACCAACAAUUUCAACCAAGCCAACAUCAUCGGUUCAGGGAGGACAGGGACCAUAUACAAGGCCAAGCUCCAAGAUGGAACUCUGCUUGCAAUUAAGCGGUUCCAGGAUUCUGAACAUGUUGAGAGACAAUUCAAAUCCGAGCUUAUGAUUCUAGGCAAAGUGAAACACCGCAACCUGGUCCCACUUUUGGGCUUCUGCAGUGCUGAAGAGCAGCUCUUGAUCUAUAAAUACACGCCCAACGGGAACCUCUACGAUUUACUCCAUCCUGAGGAAGCCAAUGGCAAGGCCAUAGAGUGGCCUCAGAGACUUAGAAUUGGAAUUGGGCUGGCAAGAGGCCUGGCGUGGCUGCACUAUAACUGUGACAAUCGCAUUGUCCAUCGCAACAUAAGCUCCAAAUCCAUUCUGUUGGAUGAGAACUUCGAACCCAAGUUAUCAAAUUUUGGAUUCGCCACGCUUCUCAACUUGGAUGAGUCCCAUAUGAGUAGUACUACCUUCAUGACAUGUGAAGCGGACAUGGAUUAUGUUGCUGCUGAGUAUAUACAGACACCAGUGCCAGCCCUGAAAAGGGAUGUCUAUAACUUUGGAGUUGUGCUUCUGGAGCUUCUCACAGGAGAGAAACCAACCCAUGUGACAAAAGUUUCAGAGAGCUUCAAUGGUGGUUUAGUCGAGUGGAUCGCCCAUCUUUUAGAUAGAAACUCAAGUCCCUUCUGUGCCAUAGACAAAUGCUUAAUUGGAAAGGGAUUUGAUGGAGAAAUCAUUCAGUCUCUUAGAAUUGCUUGUAACUGUGUUCUGUCUUCACCGAAAGAAAGGCCAAAGAUGUUUGUAGUUUAUCAAACUCUAAAGGCUGUUGGGCAGAGAUACGACUUCACAGAUCAAGAUGAUCUCUUGAUUUGAAUAUGUCAAGGCUACCUUUUUGCUUCUGUCACCAGAAGAUGAUCUCUUGAUACGACUUCACAGAUCAAGAUGUAAUUUUAUGCCAUUUGACUCUGUCACCAGAAGAUGAUUAUCUCCAGGCUACCUUUUUGCUUCCCCCAAGUGGGCUUCCCCCACACUAGUUCUUCGUGUACUAGGAAAAUUACUUGUUUUUUUUAGUUCAUGGAAAUUCCCUUUUUUUCCAUAGAAUGAUUUUGGUCCGUGGAAUUUAGGGAGGAUUUUUCGUAUUGAAACUUCAAAUUAGGAGAUCUUGCAGGGACCUCAAGCAAAUCCCCUGUUUUCUUAUUAAGAAUGAUAGAUGUUUCACGGCCAA
Nelumbo nucifera (sacred lotus) is the source of this 2240-nucleotide messenger RNA. RefSeq names its product probably inactive leucine-rich repeat receptor-like protein kinase At5g48380. Gene Ontology annotation, biological process: protein phosphorylation. The record is from RefSeq and is a predicted model, not a curated record. Gene Ontology annotation, molecular function: protein binding; ATP binding; protein kinase activity. NCBI's taxonomy places the organism in Eukaryota, Viridiplantae, Streptophyta, Magnoliopsida, Proteales, Nelumbonaceae.